Molecule: messenger RNA, 1906 nt
Organism: Xenopus tropicalis (tropical clawed frog)
Lineage: Eukaryota; Metazoa; Chordata; Amphibia; Anura; Pipidae
Exons: 2
Coding region: 98-1765 (555 amino acids)
Source: RefSeq, a predicted model, not a curated record
GUGAAACAACCCCUGUGGCACGUGUGGUAUUUCCCUGAUUGUGCUAGCGGCUCAUACGUCAUACGUUGUGUGACAUUUCUGGUGGCAGCGGUGGGAUAUGGAUGCUAGCACAUCAGGGAACUACUUGGACCUUACAGCUCAUGAGCUCUCUGAGCUCCAGCUACCCACGCUACAACGGCUCUGCCACCGGUGGGGUAUUGACCCAGAGGGGAAGCGGAGACACGAGCUGAUGGAGCUACUCACUCCCCAUGCUCAGCCUACCCAAGAAGGCGACACCCAGGGGGACCCGGAGACUCCUGAGGGGGGAGAAGAGAUUUGUAACUUGCAUCAAGAUGCAGUGGGGGGAGGUGAGGACAGCACUCUCACUAUGUUCCAUAAACACUUAGCUGCUAUUGGCCCAGGCCUGUCCCCAGCAGAACGGCUAGAGGUAUGGCGCCUAACUUUGCAGGCCAAUCAGCCUGGGCCCUUGAGCUCUGGGCCUGCUGUGGGGUCACCCAAUGCUCAGCGGCGAGUGGUGAAAUUAACUCAUGCUGCUUUCCCCACAUUUGAUGAAUCUAAGCAGAGCAUAGACGGUUUCCUUCGCUCCUUUGAAGGUUUGUGUGAGGACCACCGAGUCCCUCAGGAGGAGUGGGUGCUUAUACUGGCGGGUAAGCUCACAGGUAAAGCUAAUGAAGUUUAUCAGGAAAUCCCAUAUCCUCAGAGGGCGAAUUAUGGGGAAGUACGGCGGAUACUUUUAGCCAGCUAUUCCAUUACGCCGGAUUCCUACCGGAGAACAUUCCGUAGCUUGGUUAAAAUCCCUCAAGAUACCUACCAGAACUUUGGUGGGAAACUACAAAGGGCAUUUCGCCACUGGAUACGCGGCAACAAGACCCACACUCUGGAAGAUUUAUGCCAGCUUAUCCUUAAGGAACAAUUCCUUGAACGAUGCCCCACUGAGGUACGGGAGUGGGUAAGUGACCGCAAGCCAGGCACCCUAGAUGAGGCCACCCAGCUAGCGGAUGAGUAUAUUGAGAACCGCUCCCAGGCCCGCCCCCUUACCCUUGCUUCAGGUACUAUGGUCAACGCCUGUGGUCUGGACUGCCCCCAGCCUCUGCGGUUAAACCAUUUACCUAAUCGCACCCUCUCAGCACCUACUCGCGCAGCCACACCCCGGACCUGUUUCCGUUGUGGAUCUCUGGCCCAUUUAUCUCCAGCCUGCCCUUUAAAUCUACGUCCUGCCCCGCCAGGGCCCACAGGGAGGCUCUCUGCACCUCGGCAGGUCGCUGCUGUCUCUUCACCAGGACCCAAUAUUCGUCAGCAGGUUAUCCAGACAGUACGGCAGCUUACCACAGACCCAGCGGUUGCCCCUCCCAGGCCGAGAGAGGAUGUAAUAGAGGAAUAUGUUGUCUUGGGGAUGGGCUGGAACAACAGUGGACAGCCCAGAAAACAUGUACUUCCUGUCAGGAUCAAUGGUAGGCAGGUGGAGGGGUUCUUAGACUCAGGAUCAUUUAUUACCCUAGUGGAGCCCCAUAUUGUCUCUGCAGAUGCAGUGAUUCCUGGCAAAACUGCCCGCAUUGUUCUGGCUGGGGGGCACAAACAAGAUAUUCCCAUAGCCCAGGUCACCUUGGAUCUAGGACACGGACCGUUUACUCAUCGAGUUGGCAUACUGCGACAACUGCCUGCUGAGAUCCUCCUGGGCAAUGAUGUGGGCCAUAUUGAAUGCAGCCUCUCCCGAGAUACUAAUGAAGCCAACGCUGUCUCCAUGGAUGCGCCACAAGGGAUCUGACAAGUCGCCAACGUUCUCGAACCAUUGUGUGGCCCCCAGAAUGUGAGUCAGCCAUGAACGCUCUAAAGCAAGCUCUGGCUAGUUCCCCUGUGCUGGCGGCCCCAGAUUUCUCCCGGUGCUUCAUUUUGCAGACUGAUGCUU